AUGGCGCCGCUCCCGUGCACCAAGGCGUUUAUGACAAACUACGCGUCCAACAUGAGUGUGACCGUGAAUGCCAACUGCUACCUUCGCCAUGGCCUGCUGAAUGGGUCGAUUGAUUCGCUGCGGAUAGCCACCGAGGACUGCCAAGUGACCAACUGCAAGUCGCUGAUCACUGAGAUCUACGUGUUCACGAGCUCCGACUGCACAUUCGUCGAGUCUCAAACGGGCAACCAAUGGCAGUGGACGAACUUGUACAAGUUUUGCGAUAUCCCCGUAGCGACCACCACUAUCGCCACAUCCCGACUACCUACGACGUCGGCGCCUUCGUCAUUCAAGCCGGUGACGAGAGCGCCCAUCUCGACUUCGUCAUCCAGCGGUGACUCGAUGCCCCCAUUCACGAUAUGGCCGGACGGAUCGAUCACGUUGACCUCGGAACCGACCUGGUUUGAAUCCAACAAAGCUGUUGUCAUUGGGGUGAGUGUCGGCGUGCUGCUGCUGCUGACUCUGGUUGUGUUUUUCUGCCGACGCAACCAACAACAGCGUGCCACCGACAUCCCGACUCGGGUUCCGUACGCCCCAGUCCAAGAUACCGCCACUCAACAAGUACAACGCUCUAAUAACCUCAACAGCCACCAGCCACCAAAGGGGAGCUAUCCCUCCACGAUGGCCACCGGGGCCACCGGCACCACGACCGCCACCGGCAACAAGACCUCGUCAGGUAGCAUGAUCCCCGACGGUGUGCUCGACAUGUGUGGCCUCGACAUGCAUCGCAUCGCGUCCAACGAAGUCCGACCAGUGCAAGCCAUCGCCCAAGGCGCGUAUGGCGAAGUCUGGCUCGGCCAAUAUCUUGGUCAAAAGGUCGCCAUGAAAAAACUACUCACGUCCACACCUGUGACAGUGUCGGACUUGCAAAAGUUCAUAUGGGAAAUCUCCCUCUUGGCCAAGAUUCACUCGCCGUACGUGGUGCAGUUCGUGGGGGUGACGUGGACCAAGCCAGCCGAUAUGACGCUCGUGACUGAAUACAUGGCCGGCGGCGACCUCCGCGGUGUGCUCGUCGCUAACUCGUCUGCCCAGUCAUUUAAGUGGUACCACAAGGUACAAUGUGCGCUGCACAUUGCCGAGGGGUUAGUGUACCUCCACACGAUGGACCCAAAGGUGAUUCACCGCGAUUUGAAGUCGCGCAACGUACUGCUGGACGCCGACUUUAACGCCAAGAUCACGGAUUUUGGCAUUGCGAGGGAGACGGACGACGCCACCAUGACCGCGGGCAUCGGCACGUACCGGUGGAUGGCGCCAGAGGUGCUCAUGGACGGCCACUACUCGGAACUGGCGGAUUUGUUCAGUUUCGGCGUGAUUCUGAGCGAGUUGAGUACGGAACUGGUGCCGUACUCGGACUUGCGCAACGGCGCCGGCAACGCAUUCACGGACACGGCCAUCAUGGCCAAGGUCAUGAUCGGCCAACUGCAGCCGUCGUUCGCCCCCGACUGUCCUGCGUGGUUUGCGACCCUCGCAAGGGAGUGUCUGGCGCUGAGUCCCGCCGCCCGACCAAGUGCCAUGCAAGCGGCAUAUCGACUGCGAUUGCACGUGGAGAGCAACACUCGAUGUAUUAAUAGUUACUAGUCGCGAUAAAUCUCUCACCUGGGCCUAAGCCAAUAAGAACUCGUAAAUGGAGGGAAGUACAUCUCCUACGUAGUAUACAUUACUGUAGCCAAUACAUAUUCGACAUUGAAUUAACUGUAAACAAGAG
Molecule: messenger RNA, 1744 nt
Organism: Aphanomyces astaci
Lineage: Eukaryota; Oomycota; Saprolegniomycetes; Saprolegniales; Verrucalvaceae
Product: TKL protein kinase
Exons: 2
Coding region: 1-1617 (538 amino acids)
Biological process (GO): protein phosphorylation
Molecular function (GO): ATP binding; protein kinase activity
Source: RefSeq, a predicted model, not a curated record